AUGGCCCAAUUUAUUGGUAACCUUGUGGAGAAGACCCCGGUGCUGGUGAAUGCUGCUGUGACUUAUUCACAGCCUCAAUUGGCGACAUUUUGGUACUAUGCCAAGAUCGAGCUGAUUCCUCCCACCCCUGCUGAGAUCCCUAGAGCUAUUCAGAGCCUGAAAAAAAUAGUCAAUAGUGCUCAGACUGGUAGCUUCAAACAACUCACAGUUGAGGGAGCUGUGCUGAAUGGUUUGGUGGCCACUGAGGUGUUGAUGUGGUUUUAUGUUGCAGAGAUCAUAGGCAAGCGUGGCAUCACUGGCUAUGAUGUUCAAAGACCAAUCUUUAACAUCUGGUUAUAUUUGAUUUAUUAUUUGAGUGUUGUUGGAACAUGUGUGGACCUCUCUUCUCUACGCCCUGCUCUGCGGAACCACAUGCUAUAUGUGCCCACUCCUGGCCGAGAUCCGGCAGGGACCCCGGCGCCUACACCCCCACAGUACAACUCUAACAGGAAACUGGGCCAGGACUACCGGUAG
This is a messenger RNA of Cebus imitator (Panamanian white-faced capuchin), 513 nucleotides long. Its product is annotated as ATP synthase subunit g, mitochondrial-like. Gene Ontology annotation, molecular function: proton transmembrane transporter activity. Bases 1 to 513 code for a protein of 170 amino acids. The record is from RefSeq and is a predicted model, not a curated record. Lineage: Eukaryota; Metazoa; Chordata; Mammalia; Primates; Cebidae. The transcript is spliced from 3 exons. Gene Ontology annotation, biological process: proton motive force-driven ATP synthesis.